Molecule: messenger RNA, 2229 nt
Organism: Ruditapes philippinarum (Manila clam)
Lineage: Eukaryota; Metazoa; Mollusca; Bivalvia; Venerida; Veneridae
Exons: 3
Coding region: 24-2222 (732 amino acids)
Source: RefSeq, a predicted model, not a curated record
AGCUGAAGAAGAAGGACUUCAUUAUGACUACUGAAGGCUUUGAAGAAAUUCUGAGACAAAUCAAAGAGGAAAUGGCAAAAGUUCUAAAAUCAACAGAAAAUGCUGCAACUAAAGAGGAGUAUGAUGAUCUGAAGAAGAAGCUAAUAGACCUUGAAGCUAAGAUGUCUGACAAAGAGGAGGGAAAACUGGAAAAUGAAAAAGAACUUGCAGAACUAAAGAAAACAAUUACAGAUCUUGAAUCACAGAUGUGUAAAGAAAAGAAGGAAAAGCUUGAGAUGGAAAUUGAGCAAGUUAAAUUGAAAAACAAACUUACAGUACUAGAGACUCUUGUUACAGAACAGAAAGAGGAGAUGGCAAAACUUAAGACAGAAACUUCCUCAGGUCAAAGUCAGGCAGGUUAUGAGCAAACUAAGUUAGAAUGGCAGAAAGAGACGAUAGCAUCAUACUGUAAGAAUUUGCUAAAAGUACCAGCAAUGCCUUUACUACCACGAGGUCAGAAAUGUGACUUCAGUGAGAUUUAUGUUAGACCCACUAUAACAAGAGAAAUAAAAGGAGAGAAAGGGGAGAUUGAGGAGAUUGAGGUCACGUCAAUGUCAGAAAUCUUCAUAAAGAAUGGUGUGCCUUUAAAACAUAUAUAUGUUCUUGGAGAUGCAGGGUCUGGUAAGAGUAGUUUUUGUAAAUAUUUGGUCAACUGUUGGUGUUUGGCACACAGUGAUGAACAAAAUGUAGAAGAUGAUUUUGAUGCGGUUAAGGAAAUGAAGAAAUUUGAUUUCAUGUUUUAUAUCUCGCUUAGACAUAAUCAAGACAUAGACAGUGUCCAGGAUAUGAUUAAAAAUCAGUAUGAUAUUGACAUUUCUAGCCCAAUUCACAAAAAGGACUCUGCAAAGAUCAUAAUAUUGCUUGAUGGCUUAGAUGAAUGGUCUUCUGAAAGAAAGUCGUACAAUCAGUUCCAGGCAAUGGGUCUCCCUAAACAGGAUGUUAAUAAAGACUAUACAAUUGUAACUACAUCACGGCCAUGGAAAGUUCACACCUUGGGAAUAAGUGAGACAGAAAUUGAACAGUUACUGAAUCUAAAAGGAUUUGAUUGGAGAUGUGAAAAGGAAAUGGUAGGAAGAACUGUCUCGCAGUUAAAUUCCAGCAGGCAUGCUAGUAAAGAUGCCAGUGCUUGUAAACAAAAGCUAAAAGAAGAGUCUCUGAAAAGUUUAAAACAGCUACCAAUAAUGCUACAACAACUGAUAUGUCUAUGGUUUGAUGGUAAACUCGAUAAAACCUCAAGAUGUGCCAUCUACACCGGUAUGUUAGAAUUAUUCUUUACAUGGAAUGACAUGAAAACUACAGGAACAAGUACUCCACUUAUGAAGGGUGCUCAGAAAGUAGAUCUUCCUAAAUACUUAGUCGAUAAAAUCAUAUUAAAAUUAAACAGCCAUUUCAUUUAUGAAGUGUCAAAGUUGGCUUAUGAGACACUAUUUAAUUGUCCAAAGGAUAAAUCCUUGACAUUUGACAUUUGUAUGUUUGAUGAACUAGAAAUAUCAGCUGAAGUAAGAGAAAAUUGCUUGAAACUUGGAAUAAUUACAGAAGAUGAAUGUCCAAAUUUUUCUGUAUCAGAACCACCAAGGUCAUUGUUCUCUUUUAUUCACAAAUCAAUGCAAGAAUUUCUGGCUGCAGUGAAUGUUGGUAUAAAUUUCAAUGCCAAAAUUUGUUCAUCAGAUUGUACAGAAAAUGAUGAAUUAGCCAAAAAGUUUAUUAAUGAGGUUUUUCAGAAAUGUUCAGCAGUAAAUGACAUAUUAGAACAGUCAAAUGUUAUCAUUAUGCUAUGUGGUCUUGAAUCUAGAUUAGCAACGCAUGUUUCAAAAUACAUAUAUGAUACUAUGUCAGAAGACUCUCGUGUUCAGGAAUACAGGAGAACAAUAAGAAGUGACAUUUAUAGGGAUCUUCGUUGUAUUACUGAUAUUCAAAAGCUUAUGUUUGAGUCAAUGAAAGAAUUAAAUGCAUCAUUUAGUAUAGGAAGCAAUCCUGUAUUUUAUAUAGGAGAUUUGGUCAUUUAUAAUUGGGAGAAUCUUGAAAGUGUUUGUUCAAGUAUUGAUCAGAAACAAAUUGUUCCUGACUCUGUUCUGUCUAUUAAUUUAGAUAACGUGAACACAGAAAAUGUUAAAUUUACAAAAUAUUUACCAAUGUUUCAUCGUCUUGAAAAAAUUGCAUUAACAUACAUGUAUUCAUUUUAAAUUAAAA